AUGAACUUCAAGAGUUGUGUCGUUGUGCCAGAAUAUGCAUUAAUAGGAAAUGAAAUACUUAAGAAUGUUGCAAUAACUGUUAAUGAAAACGGAAAAAUCACAGAAAUUGCACCGUUUAGUGAGAAUGCUGUCGUCGGAAACGAAGUAAUUAAGCUAGCAAACGAGGUUCUAGUACCAGGAUUUGUUAAUGCUCAUUCACAUGCCUUUCACAGACAUCUCAGAGGUCGAAGCGAAAUUGGUGGUAAAACAGCAGAAACGUUUUGGAAAUGGAGAGAUAAUAUGUAUGGGCUGGUUGAUGGUGUUACUAAAGAGAAACUCUAUGAGUAUUGUCAUCAAACAUUUCUGGAGAUGUUAUCUGCUGGAAUUACUACUGUUGGAGAGUUUCAUUACGUACAUCAUUCUGUGAACGGGCGUUUUGAUUUGGAUUCUGCUGUGAUCGAAGCAGCUCAAGACGUAGGAAUUCGUUUAGCGCUCAUUCAGACACUAUAUGAGAGAGCUGGAUUCGAUAAUGGACCAAUACACCCGGUUCAAAAAAAUUUCAUUUCCUCUUAUGAUGAGUUCAUCGAGAACAUGGAUAAGCUAACGAAACAAGUUACUCAACCAACUGUUUCAUUAGCUGUUGCAGCUCAUUCGGCUAGAGGAGUCUCUUUAGAGAGUAUUCAAAAAUUAUUCAAGUACUCUGAACAAAAAAAUAUGGCUUUUCACAUUCACUUAGAAGAGCAGCCAAAAGAGAUUGAUGACUGUUUGAGUAUUUUGAAACUGAAUAAGACUCCGUCAGAUCUUCUUUUGGAACAAUUAAACCUUGGAAAGACAUUCACUUCCGUUCAUUCAACUUACACUACACCUAGUAACAUUGGAAAGUUUGCAGAACGGGGAUGUAACUUGUGUAUUUGUCCUUUAACGGAAGGUUAUCUAGGAGAUGGCUUUCCAUAUUUACUGCCCAAUCUUCCGAUAUGCUUUGGAACUGAUUGUAACAAUCGUAUUUGCUUUUUAGAGGAAAUGAGAUGGGCUUGUUACACGCAACAGAUGAAGUUCAACAGCCGAAGUGUUGUUGGUUUAUCAGCAUCAAAACUACUUGAAGCUGCAACAGUAGGAGGAGCACGAUCGCUUUGUUUAGAAGAAAAAGUUGGAAAAAUAGAGGUUGGUAUGCAGUUUGAUGUGGUGUCAUUCGAUCUGACUUCUCCAACGUUGAAGAAUUGCCAAAAAACAGAUGAGCUUAUCGAUUCUAUAGUUUUUGGAUGUGGAAACAGAGAAAUCAAAAGAGUUGUUGUGAAUGGGUAUCAGAACUCAAGCAUUAAAUAUUCAAGUUGA
Auanema sp. JU1783 is the source of this 1311-nucleotide messenger RNA. The record is from the annotation of a GenBank genome assembly. Lineage: Eukaryota; Metazoa; Nematoda; Chromadorea; Rhabditida; Rhabditidae.